Molecule: messenger RNA, 6326 nt
Organism: Solanum verrucosum
Lineage: Eukaryota; Viridiplantae; Streptophyta; Magnoliopsida; Solanales; Solanaceae
Product: E3 ubiquitin-protein ligase UPL3
Exons: 18
Coding region: 280-5973 (1897 amino acids)
Biological process (GO): protein polyubiquitination; proteasome-mediated ubiquitin-dependent protein catabolic process
Molecular function (GO): ubiquitin protein ligase activity; protein binding
Source: RefSeq, a predicted model, not a curated record
UCCUCCUCUCUCAAAGUCCCUAUAUCGCUCUGCAAUCGUGUUGAUUACUCAAAGCACUUCAUUGGAAAUUGAUUGGUAUCGUAUACUGAUUUGGGACUUUUAAUCGAUUGUGAUUGGGGGAUUUAGCUGAAUCAACAAAGAUCCACUCUUUUGGUUAAUUCUUUAAUUUUUGUGAAUUAGGGUUUCUGAUAUAUGAUUAUGAUUUACGAAUCGGAAAGUGUCUGAUCGCCGAUACAUCGGCGAGCUGAUUCACGGUUCUGAAGGGGUUUUGGGUUUUGUAUGGAAACUCGUAGCCGGAAGCGGGCGGAGGCCACCUCAUCAGCGCCUUCUUCUUCUUCCUCUGGGCCAACCACCCGCGCCGCUAAGAGAGCCCGUGUCACCGCCGUUUCUACUUCUACUUCCACCGUCAAUUCCACUCCCGUUGCCCCAACUGCAUCGAUCUCAACUCGUUCUCGCAUCACAACUCGUUCUCAGGACUCACUAGCAUCUUCUACACCCAUGGACUCCACCAAUGAAUCUUCUGGGUCAGCUAGCCGAAACCGCCGUGGUAAGAACCCUAGUCAUGGUUCCGAUAAGGAUAAUUUGGAUAAAGGUAAGGAGAAAGAACAUGAGGUUAGAGUUAGGGAUAGAGAAAGGGAUAGGGAAGCCGAGCGGAUUCUUGGAUUGAACAUAGAUUCUGGUGGUGCUGGUGAGGACGAUGAUAAUGAUAGCGAGGGCGGUGUUGGGAUUUUGCACCAAAAUUUAAAUUCAGCAAGUAGUGCACUUCAGGGACUGCUUAGGAAAUUGGGUGCUGGAUUGGAUGAUUUGCUCCCUAGCUCUGGAAUGGGGUCGGCAUCAUCAUCCCACCAAAGUGGCCGGCUCAAGAAGAUAUUAGCUGGUUUAAGGGCGGAUGGGGAGGAAGGAAAACAGGUUGAAGCUUUGACUCAGCUGUGUGAGAUGCUAUCCAUUGGAACAGAAGACUCCCUGUCCACAUUUUCUGUGGACUCAUUUGUACCGGUACUUGUAGGACUGCUCAAUCACGAGAACAAUCCUGACAUUAUGCUUCUUGCGGCCCGUGCUCUUACCCAUUUGGUUGACGUUCUACCUUCUUCCUGUGCUGCUGUUGUCCAUUAUGGAGCUGUUUCAUGCUUUGUAGCUCGCCUGCUUACAAUUGAAUACAUGGACUUGGCUGAACAGUCUUUGCAAGCUCUAAAGAAGAUAUCUCAGGAACACCCAACUGCUUGUUUGAGGGCUGGUGCUCUGAUGGCUGUGCUUUCUUAUCUCGAUUUCUUUUCUACUGGUGUUCAGAGAGUAGCAUUGGCGACUGCUGCUAAUAUGUGCAAGAAGCUUCCUUCAGAUGCGUCUGAUUUUGUCCUGGAAGCUGUUCCUCUCUUAACGAAUCUCCUCCAAUAUCAUGAUGCAAAGGUAUUAGAGCAUGCUUCUAUCUGCUUGACCCGUAUUGCUGAAGCAUUUGCGUCAUACCCUGAAAAGCUUGAUGAACUUUGCAAUCACGGACUUGUUACCCAAGCUGCAUCCCUCAUCUCAACCAGCAACUCUGGAGGUGGACAGGCUUCACUCAGCACGUCAACCUACACAGGUUUAAUCAGGCUACUUUCGACAUGUGCUAGUGGCUCUCCGCUUGGAGCUAAAACCUUACUGCUGCUUGGAAUAAGUGGAAUACUCAAGGAUAUUCUAUCAGGUUCUGAUCUUGUGGCCACUGUGUCUAUUUCACCUGCCUUGAGCAAACCUCCGGAACAGAUUUUUGAGAUCGUGAACCUGGCAAAUGAGCUCCUUCCUCCGCUGCCUCAAGGAACCAUCUCUCUUCCAGCCGGCACUAAUCUGCUCAUUAAAGGUUCUGCUAUAAAGAAAUCAUCUGCUAGUGGUUCUACCAAACAGGAGGAUAUGAAUCCAUCUUCCCAGGAGGUUUCAGCUCGAGAAAAAUUGUUGAAUGAUCAACCUGAACUUCUGCAACAAUUUGGAAUGGACCUUCUUCCUGUGCUGAUCCAGGUAUACGGAUCCAGUGUGAAUAGUCCAGUUCGCCACAAGUGCCUCUCAGCUAUUGGAAAACUUAUGUAUUUCAGCAGUGCAAAUAUGAUUCAAUCUCUAAAUAACGUCACUAACAUAUCAAGUUUCUUGGCUGGAGUAUUGGCCUGGAAGGAUCCUCAAGUGCUGGUGCCUGCUCUUCAAGUAGCAGAAAUUCUAAUGGAAAAGCUUCCUGGAAUCUUUGCCAAGAUGUUUGUGCGAGAAGGUGUUGUUCAUGCCGUAGAUGCUCUGAUAUUGUCUCCCUCCCAUGGUUCUUCUACUUCCCAGCCGUCUUCUGCUGAGAAGGACAAUGAUUGUAUACCCGGGUCAUCUCGUUCUAGACGUAACCGACGUCGUGGCAGUAAUGUAAAUGCAGAUGCAAGUUCCAUUGAGGCUCCUAAAAGUACAGUUCCAGGGAGUGGAUCACCACCAAAUUCACUGGAAAUCCCAAAGACCAGUUCUAACCUUCGGAUUGCAGUCAGUGCAGGUGCCAAAUCUUUCAAAGAUAAAUACUUCCCUUCAGAUUCUGGGGCUACUGAGGUUGGUGUUACAGAUGAUCUUUUACGAUUGAAGAAUCUCUGUAUGAAGUUGAACGCUGGUGUUGAUGAACAAAUAUCUAAACCUAAAGGAAAAUCAAAAGCUUCUGUUCCUCGGCUUGGGGAUAUUUCUGCCAGUAAGGAAGACACCUUGGCCGAACUGGUAGCUUCCAUGCUGGGGGAGCUCAGCAAAGGGGAUGGUGUAUCAACUUUUGAGUUCAUUGGAAGUGGAGUUGUUGCAGCUUUGCUGAACUAUUUUACAUGUGGAUAUUUUUCGAAGGAAAGAAUCUCAGAUACUAACUUGUCUAGGCUUCGACAACAAGCACUCAGAAGAUACAAGUCUUUUAUUGCAGUUGCCCUUCCAUCCAGUGUAGGUGGGAAUAUGGUUCCUAUGACUGUUUUGGUUCAAAAACUUCAAAAUGCUUUGUCUUCCUUGGAGAGGUUCCCUGUCGUGCUGAGUCAUUCUUCAAGAUCAUCUACUGGAAAUGCACGACUUUCUUCAGGUUUAAGUGCUUUAUCACAACCAUUCAAGCUACGCCUUUGCAGAGCUCAAGGAGACAAGACCCUCCGUGACUACUCUUCAAAUGUUGUGUUGAUCGAUCCUUUAGCAAGUCUAGCGGCUAUUGAAGACUUUCUGUGGCCUCGAGUUCAGAGAGUUGAGUCUGGUCAAAAGGCCUUGGCAUCAGUAGGCAACUCUGAGUCUGGGACCACCGCUGCAGGGGUUGGUGCUUCAUGCCCAGCGACCUCUACUCCGGCUUCUGGAUCUCGUCGUACACGAUCUAGGUCAGCAGUUAAUAUAAAUGAUGGUGCAAAAAAAGACCCACCACAGGAAAAAAAUGGAAGUUCAUCCAAGGGCAAAGGAAAGGCUGUUCUGAAGCCUGCUCAAGAAGAUGGCAGGGGACCCCAGACACGAAAUGCUGCUCGAAGACGAGCAGCAUUGGAUAAAGAAGCAGAAGUUAAAUCUGUGAAUGGGGAAUCUAGUUCUGAGGAUGAUGAGUUGGAUAUGUCACCUGUUGAAAUUGACGACGCUUUGGUUAUUGAGGAUGAAGAUAUAUCUGAUGAUGAUGAAGAUGACCAUGAUGAUGUGUUGGGCGAUGAUUCUCUUCCUGUUUGCAUGCCGGACAAAGUUCAUGAUGUCAAAUUGGGCGAUUCUUCGGAAGAUAGUCCUGCCACACAGACGCCAAAUGAUAACCAGACAAAUGCUGCUGGUGGUUCAAGCAGCAGAGCUGCUUCUGCUCAGGGAUCUGAUUCUGUUGAGUUCAGGAGUGGGAGUUCUUAUGGUUCAAGGGGUGCAAUGUCAUUUGCUGCAGCUGCCAUGGCUGGACUUGCAUCUGCGAACGGUAGAGGUUUGAGAGGAGCUAGAGAUCGUCAUGGACGCCCUCUAUUUAGCACUAGCGAUCCACCCAGACUUGUAUUUUCUGCAGGCGGAAAGCAGCUUAAUAGGCACUUGACUAUCUACCAGGCCAUCCAGCGGCAACUUGUCCUCGACGAGGAUGACGAAGAGAGGUAUGGUGGCACUGACUUUCUGUCUAGCGACGGAAGCAGACUUUGGGGUGAUAUUUACACUAUCACAUACCAAAGAGCUGACAGCCAAGCAGAGAGGUCUACAAAAGGGGAUGGGAGCUCAACUUCCACCAAGUCUAAUAAAGCUAGUUCUUCAGCAAGUGCCAGUGCCAGUGCCAGUGCUGAUCCCUCAUUGCAUCGAGCAUCAUUGUUAGAUAGUAUAUUACAGGGAGAACUUCCUUGUGAUAUGGAGAAAAGCAAUUCUACUUACAACAUUUUGGCCCUUUUACGUGUAGUAGAGGGAUUAAACCAGCUGGCCCCACGAUUACGUGUGCAGUCAGUUAUUGAUGAUUUUUCUGAAGGCAAAAUAUUGAGUUUAGAUGAGCUCAAUACUACUGGUGUCAAAAGUCACUCGGAUGAAUUUGUAAACAGCAAGCUCACUCCAAAGUUGGCCCGACAGAUACAGGAUGCUCUAGCCCUUUGUAGUGGGUCUCUUCCAUCAUGGUGUUCCCAGUUGACAAGGUCCUGUCCGUUUCUUUUUCCAUUUGAGACUCGGCGCCAGUACUUCUAUUCAACGGCCUUUGGAUUAUCUAGGGCUUUAUAUCGGCUUCAACAGCAGCAAGGUGCAGAUGGUAAUGGAUCCACCAAUGAGAGAGAGGUCAGGGUUGGGAGACUACAGCGCCAGAAAGUUCGUGUCUCUAGGAAUCGUAUUCUGGAUUCUGCUGCAAAAGUAAUGGAGAUGUACUCUAGCCAAAAAGCUGUUCUCGAGGUCGAAUAUUUUGGUGAAGUUGGCACUGGUUUGGGCCCAACUCUGGAAUUCUAUACCCUGUUAAGUCGCGAUCUGCAAAAAGUUGGACUGAGAAUGUGGAGAACAAGUUCCUCAGCAAGUGUACAUUCAAUGGAAGUGGGUGUGGAUGAAAAAUUGAGCGGGGGUGAUAAAGAGCUUGUCCAAGCACCUCUUGGAUUAUUCCCACGUCCCUGGUCAUCAACUGUUGAAACUGCAGAUGGCAACCAAUUCCCGAAAGUGAUUGAAUAUUUCAGAUUGCUAGGGCGUGUGAUGGCGAAAGCACUUCAAGAUGGACGGCUUUUGGAUCUCCCUCUGUCAACUGCAUUUUACAAGCUUGUUCUUGGCCAAGAGCUUGAUCUGUAUGAUAUUCUUUCUUUUGAUGCUGAGUUAGGAAAGACUUUGCAAGAGUUGCAAGCUCUUGUUAGCCGUAAACAAAAUCUAGAAUCAAUUGGAGGCCAGGGACAAGAGAACAUUAAUGAUUUGCAUUUUCGUGGGAUCCCAGUUGAGGAUCUUUGUUUAGACUUCACGCUCCCAGGCUAUCCUGAAUAUGUUCUGAAAGCAGGCAAUAAUAAUGUUGAUCUUUGUAACUUGGAAGAAUAUGUUACUUUGGUAGUUGAUGCCACUGUGAGGACGGGAAUUGGGCGGCAGAUGGAAGCAUUUAGAUCUGGCUUCAAUCAGGUUUUUGAGAUUUCAGCUCUGCAAAUAUUCUCUCCUACUGAGUUGGACUACCUGCUUUGUGGUCGUAAAGAGUUAUGGAAGGCUGAGACGCUUGUAGAUCAUAUCAAGUUUGAUCAUGGAUAUACAGCCAAGAGUCCCGCCAUCGUUUAUUUAUUAGAGAUCAUGGGAGAGUUCACUCCUGAGCAGCAACGAGCAUUCUGUCAGUUCGUGACUGGUGCUCCCCGGCUUCCUCCAGGUGGUCUGGCCGUGCUCAAUCCUAAGUUGACAAUAGUGAGAAAGCAUUCAUCUAGUGCUAGCAAUACAGCACCAAAUGGUAAUAUGCCAUCAGAAUCUGCAGACGACGACUUACCUAGUGUGAUGACAUGUGCUAACUACCUGAAACUGCCUCCCUAUUCUACAAAGGAAAUAAUGUACAAAAAGUUGCUCUAUGCUAUCAAUGAAGGUCAAGGAUCAUUUGAUUUGUCGUAAGUUACAUGACAAAAGGACUUGUGUAUACAACUUGGAAAUUAUUGGUGUCUGGUCCUCAAUAAAGCCGGAUCUGGGCCAUCCUCAACUAACAACACCUAGCUGACAUUGGCACCUUGCUUCGAUCGAAUGAUGAAGAUGGGUUUUUUUUUUCUUUUGGGGGGGUUCUUUUGCUACAAAUGGUUGUAAAUAUGUAGGAAGAUAUUUUCUUUCAAAUUUUGACUUUUUUAAGGUCGUGCAGCACAUACAUGUAAGGGCACCGAUAUUGCCAUCUUUUUAGCUUCUCGCAGAUAUGAGGAAUGCUGUUUCUUUGUCAGUACAGUUAUUACUUAAUUAAAAUGAUGCAAUAAAUUGGC